CUAAAACAGAUCCCACUCUCAAUCUCAAACUCCCCCUCUCUAAACCUCAGCGGCGGCCACCAUCGUACAGAACAACUGAAGAAGCAGAAACAAUGGGAGGUCGAAGAGGGUCUCGUACUCAAAGGAAACAUUUUAAACAAAGCAGAGAAAAUGUUUGGAAACGACCAAAAACCGAGUCUUCAUCUGACCCCAAUAACCCCAACUCUAAUAACCCUGCUUGGCAGCCUUUUGCUACUCAAAACCCUUCCUUUGAUGAAUAUUACAGAGAACAAGGGAUUGUUUCUCCUGAGGAAUGGGAUGCUUUCAUGGAAAUGCUUAGAAAACCAUUACCUGCUGCUUUCAGAAUUAAUGCCACUAGCCAAUUUUGUGAGGAUAUUCGUUCACAGUUAGAGAAUGAUUUUAUGAAAUCUCUUCAAGCUGAAGCUAUUGAAGGGGGUGACUUGGAGCCUAUAAAACCUUUGCCUUGGUACCCUGAUAACCUUGCUUGGCAAUCGAAUUUUUCACGCAUGCAGCUAAGGAAAAACCAAACUCUUGAGAGGUUUCAUGAGUUUUUGAAACUUGAAACUGAAAUAGGGAACAUCAGUAGACAGGAGGCUGUCAGCAUGGUGCCUCCUCUAUUCCUUGAUGUACGUCCCGAUCAUUUUGUACUUGAUGUGUGCGCAGCACCUGGUUCAAAAACUUUUCAGUUGCUUGAAAUUAUACACCACUCAGCUAAAGGACGAUUUUUACCAGAUGGCAUGGUUCUAGCAAAUGAUCUUGAUGUACAAAGAUGUAACCUUCUCAUCCACCAAACAAAAAGAAUGUGCACUGCUAACCUGAUAGUUACAAAUCAUGAAGGUCAACACUUUCCUGGCUGCCGUUCCCACAAAAAUAUCUCAAAUGGUUCAGACACAACAAAUAACUUGGAGCAGAGCAUUCCUCAACUUCUCUUUGACCGUGUAUUAUGUGAUGUGCCCUGCAGUGGUGAUGGUACUCUCCGCAAGGCUCCUGAUAUCUGGCGUAAAUGGAAUGGAGGAAUGGGCAAUGGACUUCACUGCCUACAGAUUCACAUUGCCAUGCGAGGUCUAUCUUUGUUGAAAGUUGGUGGAAGAAUGGUUUACUCAACCUGCUCCAUGAAUCCAGUUGAAAAUGAAGCUGUGGUUGCUGAGAUUUUACGAAGAUGUGGAGGGUCUGUUGAACUAGUUGAUGUCUCAAAUGAACUGCCUCAAUUAAUUCGCCGACCAGGUCUAACUAAAUGGAAGGUACGUGAUAAGGGAGUCUGGUUACCAUCAUACAAGGAUGCUCGCAAGUUGCAAAGAAAUGGGAUUGUUCCUAGCAUGUUCCCUUCUGGCAAAAAUUAUGCGGAUCUAACUAACAACAACCAGAAGAGUGAGAAUGGUGAAAGUGUAAAUGCUGAAGAUGUAGUUCAGCCUGAUGAUACCAUUUCUUCGAUUGAUGAUUUGGAGGAAGAAGUUUCUGAUCUCUCACUACAACUCUGCAUGAGGAUAGUGCCUCAUGAUCAGAACACAGGAGCCUUUUUCAUUGCUGUCCUCCAGAAAGUUUCUCAUUUGCCAGCAAUUCCUGACAAGUCUGCUACUUCACAAGGAAAAUUAUCAACUAGAAGUGAACUGCAUGAAAAUUUGUCAGACCAAGCUGCUGAGGAAAUUAAUGGAUUAGAAGUUAGUUCUGUGGAUGGGGCAGAUGAAAAGAUCUUGGAAGUAGCUUCAAAGGCUGAAGAAAAUAUCUCUGAGAUGGCUUUGGAGGCUGCUGAUGAAAAGAUCUCAGAAGAGACUUCAGAGGUUGAUGAAAAGAUCUCUGAGGUGGCUUUAGAAGCGGAUUUAGUUGAUGAUGAACCAGCUGGAGGUGCUCCAGAGAGCAAUUCUUCUGAAGCAGCUGAUAAGAAAACCGAUUCUGCAAAAACAGGAGAGAAGAGGAAAUUGCAGAUUCAGGGCAAGUGGAAAGGCGUCGACCCUGUUCUUUUCUUCCAAGAUGAAACUAUAAUAAACAGCAUUAAGGCAUUUUAUGGUAUUGAUGAAUCCUUCCCAUUCACUGGCCACCUUGUUACAAGAAACAAGGAUGCUAACCAUGUGAAGAGAAUUUAUUAUGUUUCAAAAUCAGUUAAGGAUGUUUUGGACCUGAAUUUUCGAGUUGGACAGCAACUGAAGAUAACUUCCGUUGGCCUGAAGAUGUUUGAGCGCCAAUCAUCUAGAGAAGGUUCCUUGGCACCAUGCUCAUUCAGGAUAUCAUCAGAAGGGUUGCCUGUGAUUCUCCCAUACAUUACCAAACAAAUACUGUAUGCUUCCCCAGCAGAUUUCAAGCAUCUUUUGCAAUAUAAAUCAAUCAAAUUUGCUGACUUUGUUGAUGCUGAUUUCGGUCAGAAGGCAGCAGACCUGAUUUUAGGCUGCUGUGUGAUUGUUUUGAGAGAAGGUGACAAAUUAUCAGACCAUAUCCAAGCAGAUGCAUCGGCAAUAGCCAUUGGCUGCUGGAAAGGCCGGUCGAGUUUGAGUGUGAUGGUUACAGCAAUGGACUGCCAGGAACUGCUGGAAAGGCUUUCAGCACGUAUGGAGACUGAAAAGAAUGGAACUUUGGAACCCGAAAGCCUUGGCGUGCUAGAUAAGAAACAAGAUUUGAGUGGUGAAAAUAGAACCCCACUGGAGGAUCACAAUGUCGAAGCAAUGAAAAUACAGGAUACCAAUGCUAGUGAAUAGGACUAAAGAUGAAAGAGUUUCAAGGUUCUAUAGAUACUUUAGUAAUUUGAAGGUCUUACUUACUGACUGCUAGAUCGAAGCUUUGAUUAUUAUUGAGAAAUUUUAAGGUUUAUUUAUUGCCACCUUAGGUAUAAUGGAACAUAACAGUUUAACAAACAAUUUGGUUCACGCUAUCAAAGUUGUCGAAUGCAAUUUUAUCUGGCCA
Gossypium raimondii (Peruvian cotton) is the source of this 2892-nucleotide messenger RNA. RefSeq lists its product as uncharacterized. Gene Ontology annotation, molecular function: tRNA (cytidine-N5)-methyltransferase activity; RNA binding. NCBI's taxonomy places the organism in Eukaryota, Viridiplantae, Streptophyta, Magnoliopsida, Malvales, Malvaceae. The transcript has 15 exons. The coding region runs from base 93 to 2687 and encodes 864 amino acids. The record is from RefSeq and is a predicted model, not a curated record. Gene Ontology annotation, biological process: RNA methylation.